Xyrauchen texanus (razorback sucker) is the source of this 6622-nucleotide messenger RNA. Its product is annotated as FMR1-interacting protein NUFIP2-like. The record is from RefSeq and is a predicted model, not a curated record. Bases 89 to 2047 code for a protein of 652 amino acids. Gene Ontology annotation, cellular component: nucleoplasm; cytoplasmic stress granule. The transcript is spliced from 4 exons. Gene Ontology annotation, molecular function: RNA binding. NCBI's taxonomy places the organism in Eukaryota, Metazoa, Chordata, Actinopteri, Cypriniformes, Catostomidae.
CGCAGGCGGUGAUUGGGCAGUGCAAAUGUCUCAUUUCCCCUUGUCCACCGAGCACCGGUUGAGCACAUUCGGUCACUUCUCCCGUUAAAUGGAGGAACGUCCCUGCGAAGGGGCAAUCGGAAUAUAUGUCAGUCAUGGAGCAGAGAACGGCCCUGAUCGAUCGAACACAUCGGUAAACAAUGAUCAGAACCACUGUCAGUUCCAGAACGAGAAAACGCAGACGAAGAAAACAGAAAAUGGCAAAAUAAAUGGAACUCUGAUCAAGGGAGAGGUGACUCCCACUUCCUUAAACCCAGACUGCUCCCAGCACCCUGCAAACAGCAAUGGCAACAGACACCUGCUAGAAACCAACUUGAAUAAGAAGCCCACUCAACGGGCCUUCGUCACUGGCUUAACAGGGGACAGGAAAGGUAGAAACACUAGCAGAAACAAUAUGAACUUCAAAAAUGACAAGUCCUCAGAGCUGAACACAUUUGAGGGCAAAAAAGAUGCUUUGUCUACUCUGAAUGGUGUGGUGUCGCUCAAUUCUGUACCACUUACCAACGGUUACCCCAGCAAACCUGGAGCUGACAACGAUGGCAGUGGCUCAGAGAGUGGAUACACUACUCCAAAAAAGCACCGGGCCCAAGUAAAUGGCAAAGUUGGGGACAAUGUGACUGCUUUUACCCAGGGAAAAGCCAUGCAGCAGGGUGGCAAACAAGAUCAUGGGCUUGCGGCACCAGAGUCAGCCAAUAGAGCCACAGGCUCACAAGUGGAGAGUGGCAGAGCCAGUUCAAAAGGAGAAGUCAAUCCAGGUUGCUAUUCAAAAGCCAAGGAACCACCUGCGUCCGCCACCCCACCCCCUCUGCCAGUGGCUGAGCUUCAAUGUAAGAACUCUGACAUCAAAGCAGCUGGCAAAAAGUUUGAGGACCGGUCAAGUAAGGUUAAGGUGGCAGCAUCCACCAAAGAGGACUCAUGGACCUUGUUCAAGCCUCCUCCUGUCUUUCCUGUGGAUAAUAGUAGCGCUAAGAUUGUGCCUAAGAUCAGUUAUGCAAGCAAAGUAAAGGAGAACCUCAAUAAGACUGCCCAAGCUGGUGGGGAGGCUCUCACUCCUGCUCCCCAGGUGCCUGGGAGACCACCACAGGUCCCCAUGUCUGCGGUGAAAACCAUCACAUCAGCUAGCUUUACUAAUGGUCCCUUGUUGGGGGAUGGGAAUGGCUUUCCCCUGCCUGGACCCCAUUUCAGCUUAACAGCAAGCACUGGUCCUCUGCUAGUGUCCCCAGCUGUUGCUACCGAGAAUGUAGCAUCUCCCAGUGGCAGUGGCACUACCGCCAUUGGAAGUUCCACCACCUCUUUGGCUGAGCCUAGGAAGUCCAGCCUGUUUGUUUACCCCGUUAACACCUCCAAUAUGCAACUUUCGCUCCCUAGUGGCCGCCAAGCUGAUCCUCCGGCUGCUCAGACAAAUCAGAAGUCUCUGGGGGACAUUUUUCAGAAUCAGUGGGGCUUGUCCUUUAUUAAUGAGCCAAGUGCUGGACCAGAGGGUGCGGCUUGUCGCUCAAACGGAAAGGACAUGCCGAUGGAAGUGAGCUUUCAGGGAGGCUGUCCAGCUACAGUGGCCACUCAAACUUCCAGUACCUCUCAGAGACUGGAUCAACCACCCUUCCCCAAGGCUCAUGAGCCAGACAAACGGACUAACACUCAGAAUCUGAGUAAAGGUCUGAACAGCGGUGCCCCUGUGGCAAGUGGGUCUGUACCCGAAACCUCUGUCCUUAGCCUGGAUGCCCAGAGAGAUGAGACUGGGGUUCAUGGUGCAAUAGUGUUUUGUUCUUCCUCUAAGGACAUUUGUGCCGAGCUGCCUCCCACCUUCCCAGCUGCACCUAAGGUGGCUUUGACCAAGGACCAGGGCCAUACUAAGAGCUUUGACAGGAGGUCUAGUUGGGGGUCGUUUGAUCUAAAAGCUGCUGUAAUUUAUCACACUAGAGAAAUGGAAUAUAUUUUGAAUUUGCAAAAACAAGAUCCAAGUCGAGUAAUCCUUUACAGUGAGUCAUGGGACGGACCUGCUCAAUGAGGCUGCGUCCGGACCUUAUAUCUCAGCUGAACUCUGCUGCAAAAGACGUCCUUGAGGAACAUGGCUACUGCCUGUAAACAUCCUGAAUCAGAACUAAUCCAAUCUUAAGAUGGUUUAAAAAGACCUUGUUACUAGUCAGCAGUCAAGGCUAAGCGCAAAGGACAAGAGUGCGCUUAAAAAACGGGUUAGCUGGUUUUAGAAUUUAGAAAGGAAGGACCGGAGCUUUUGAACUCAACUCUAAUGUGAUCUAGUGGAUAUGUUGCUGAAGACAAUUCAAAUGACUUUGGGGACAUGCAUUUCACAUGUAAAACACUCAUAAUAACCAUGUUAUGACAUUUGUUAGGGCAGAAGCCUCUCCUUUACUCAUGAACCUAAAGAGAGCUGUCUUCAUCUCAAGCCUCCUGGGGAAGAUGAUGUGUCACCAUGUUUCCCAUGGUUUCCCUCUUGAAUUCAAAUGAUCAUGUUGACUCAAAGUGGUCUUGUGUGCAUACACAUUGAAUUAUUUCGGGCACAGAAAAGAAGAUGUAAACCUUGUGUGUUGUUCUCUGAAAUAACAUAAUGUGGCAAGAGGAACUACAUGUUUUUUUGUCAUUCAGGGGAUUUGAACUCCAUAUAUGUCUGGGGGGCAGGUUGUUCAAAUUUUGGGAUUAAUAAUUGUCUUAAUUUAAUUCUGGACAAGAUUGGGUCAGUCUUGUUAGUUACGCGUCCCCUGUAUUGGUGUUUUCUUCUUUUCCUUUUCAUUGAAAAACGUCAAAACUCCCAGGGCAGGUUAUGAGGUACACUUCGACUGGGAAACUGUACGCCCUGUAGUGUGCAUGUGCAGUAUGCUGCUCUGUGCGUCAUCUUUUGGAAGAAUUCAAAGUGCUAUCAUUCAACAGUCUUAUUGUCGCCACUUCACGCUUCUGUCACCUGACAGCUGUUCCAAUCUCAUUGUGUGAGAGUGUGAAAUAAUGUUUUAUCUUGAGUGUUUUAUGUUUUUAAUUCUAAAUAGCAAUUAGAACCCAGAACUAAUCUCUAAGAUGUGCCACACUUUACAGUUGCUUUAGCUCCAACGCUAACAGGUACAUCACGGAUGUUUUAGAUCCUAGAGGGAUUCUUCUUUUUCUUUGGUCUAGUUCGAUAAAGCUGCUCUUUUAGUUAGGGUUUUGUUUUUGCCCAGAAAGGCAGUAGUAACUGCUCUGUUGGACUACACAAGUUAGGGGACCCCAGAUAGCAGUUGCUGGCAUAAGAUCCAGCAUUUAUGUUUUACUCCAGAGACUAGAAGCUCAGGCAUCCAUGCUUAGCUUUUAUUGAGCACCACAAUCAUCCAGUCACCCGUAAUGGAAUUUGGUUUAUGCUUUGUUUUAUAUUCUUGUAUGUGUUUUCCUUUUUUUCCAUACCUGGUUUCCGGCUUAUUUGUUAAACGCUUGCUAAAUCACUUAUGAGCCUCAUCAAUAGAACCGCUGUUGACAGGAAUUCUUCCAUCUUGUAAAUGUUCUCUAUCUAUUGUCUGAAAAUGCAUUCUAAACUUAAGUCUCUCCUGUUUUAUCAUUUCACAAAUUAAUUGAGUUCUACAUAAAAAUCAGUAGCACUUUAUGUAUUAUUUUCUUGAAUUGUAUUUCCUUAAACAUUGACAUAUCAGUACAUAUUUUAAAUUCUAGUAAUUAAUCAUAGGCUACUAACUUUAACCUCCACCUAAGGACUGUUGGUCCAAAAUUGCUAAAUCAAAUAAAUAUACAAAACAAAAAAGUGAAGCUAAAAUAAAAAGACACUCAGGUAGAAUUAGGGCAGUGUUCUUCUGACAAAAAUGCACCAAUGGUGUUAUUGCCAAAAAUGAAAAGAACGUCCCAUGUUUGUACCAGCUUUUUUUUUAAUUAACCUUUGAGGGAACUGAGUUACGUUUUGACUGAAAGCAAAGCUUGCCUACCUUUAGAGGUAUCAUUUUGCAUCAAUGUUUUCUGUACAUAACCACGAGGCACUGCCAGGUGAAAAGAUGUAAUUCACAUGGAAACCGUUAACCACACUAUGUAUUUGUAAGUCAUUCUCUUGUAUUUUUUUUUAUUUUAUUUGUUACUACAUUUUCCGGUUCCAGUUUCAAAAAGCAGCAUACAAAGAUUUCCAUUGUGGUCUACAUUUACUUCUGUUGAUGAAACUUGGGAUGUGUUGAUAUAGUUUUAAAUUGAGUUUCUGUACUUGAGAUAUCCAUGGUCUGUUAUGUGUGUUUGUUCAAAUGAUACUGCAAAAGCUUUAGUGUCAUCAUCUGUCUGAUAUUAAAAGGAUAGUUCACCCAAAGUGAAAAUUAUGUCACCGUUUUCUCACCCUCAUGUGACCUCAUGUUUUUUUCUUCCAUUGAACACAAAAUGAGAUGUUAGGAAGGAUGUUUGUCUCUGUCUCCAUUCACUUUCAUUGUAUCUUUUUAUUUCUCCAUACAAUGAAAGUGAAUGGUGACUGAGACUAACAUGCUGCCUAACAUCUCCUUUUGUGUUCCAUGGUGGGAAAAAGUAAUAUGGGUUUAGAACAACAUGAGGGUGAGUAAAUUAUGCAAUAUUUUUCAUUUUUGGUUGAACUUUCCCUUGAAAACUGAGAUGUAAAGUUUUUAAUUCUGCUUCAUCUACUCUAGUUCCAUUUGGAUUCCACUUAAAAGCAGCUUUGUGCAAGGCAGAGAAUUCCUGCAAUGUUAAUUGUAUUAUUUCUUUGCUUUUUAGAUGCACAUCUCUUCAUGGCUUCUUUUGAGUUUUUAGUUAUCUAAAUAGUGUCUUUACAAAGCUCACAUAGAGCAUUGUUUUAUUUAUAUACCGUAUGUGCAAAAGUUUUAGGCACUUGUGGGAAAACUUUCAAAGUGAGGAUUUCUUAAAAGAAAUUAUGACAAAUAGUUUUCAUGAAUCAAUUAAUGUCAUACAAAGUCCAGUAAACACAAAACUAGCUAAAUCAAUAUUUGGUUUGAAAACUUUGCUUUCAAAACAGCACCAAUUCUCCUACUUACACCUGGACACAGUUUUUAUUUUUGUUGGCAGAUUUGCAAAAGGAAUUUUUGGGAGUAUGACAUGUAUAUUUCCUAAUGACACUAAAUUAGCAGAUAUAAAUAACCAUCUCAAGACAAAUGUUUUUGUGAAACAUCUUAUGUGCCUAAUACUUUUGCACAGUAUUAUAUAUAUAUACACACACAGUAUUGUGCAAAAGUUUUAGGUGCUUGUGAAAAUGUUGCAUAGUGAGGAUUUCUUCAAAAAAUAGUGCCAUAAUUAGUUUUCAUUUAUCAAUUAACAUCAUCCAAAGUCUAGUAAACAUAAAAAAAAUCUAAAUCUAUGUUUGGUGUGACCAACUUUGCCUUCAAAACAGCACCAAUUCUCCUAGGGACACCUGGACACAGUUUUUCUUGGUUGUUGGCAGAUAGGAUAUUCCAAGCUUCUUUGAGAAUUUGCCACAGUUCUUCUGUCUAUUUAGGCUGUCUCUUCAUGUAAUCCUAGACUGACUCAAUGUUCAGUGGGGGUCUCUGUGGAGCCAUGCCAUCUGUUGCAGGGCUACAUGUUCUUUAUUCUAUUUGCAGAAGGAAUGUUUGGGAGUCUAAAAUGUAUAUUAGCUAUUGACACACUACAGCUAAAGAUAUAAAUAACCAUCUUAAGACAAAUGUUUUGUUAAUCAUCUUCUGUGCCUAAGACUUUUGCACAAUACUGUAUAUAUAUAUCCAAGGGAUGUGCUUAAGGAGUUACUGAUGUAGGCAUCAUUUAUAACCAUCUGUUAUUACAUUAAGUUAAUUAUGAAAUACCUCUUUGAACACCCAAUGUUGGUAUCCCUAUUUUCUCGAUCUCUCAGUCACAACACCUUUUGAACACCCUGUCAAUAGAACUGGGCCAGGGCUUUGUUUAAAACUAAUCUCCAUGGGUCAGAUGCACAUAUAGAGGUUCUAUGCACAAAAAGCUAAUAGAACUAAGUGUAUAUUUUGGGGGGUUGCACAUUAGCUUAAUUUUCCUCUGAUCAAAUAAGCACUUAAUAUCCCACAAAUAAUAUAAUUGCAAUAUAAAUUAUUUACAUAAAUCUUAAAAUAUCUAUCUCCUUCAGCUCCCCUUAUCUAGUGUUUAAAGCAAUGAGUGCAUGGUGUACAGGUGGGAGAGAGGUAUGGAUAUACAUAAAUGGUAUGUUUGAUUGUGAAACCUUUACCAAGAUAAUGCAUCGUUGUUGGCAUAUUCAAAUUUCAUGUGUUUUCUUGACGUGUGAAUGAGGUUUCUUGUCCUGUCCUGACAACUCAAACAGUUCUUGCGUGUGGAUGCAUAUGUGUUCGUGUGCAUGUGUAUCUGUCUUCAGCCAUACGCUCGAUUAUAUGCAAAGUCAAUAUUGUGAACUUUUCAAGUUCAGGGUGCCUGUGUUAAACGAUAUAUUAAAUGGAAUCACAUCAGAACAUGAAAAAACUCUUUGCUUUUCCUUUCUCCCUCCCCACACACCCAAAUACCCCCCAAACAAUUUUCAGUUGUGCCAUGUAUUGACUGUUAAAAGUUUGAAUUAAUAUUUCAUUGUUAUGUUGCUCUCUCUGAAUUUCCAACAGUGGACAUGAAGAGGGGGUUACAAGCUCAAGAAUAUUUGUCACUGCUAAUAAACUUGUUC